GCUAGUAAUUUGUGUCCAUGGUUGUUGGAAGUGGGAGGAAAGCCGCUAUACGUGUCAAAGGAGUCAUUGACUUUAAUGUUAUUUAUGCACUUUCCGCGAUAGCAAUUAAAUAUAACGAUGAAAAAUUCAUUAAUUUCAUUAUGUUUCUUAGUAAGUUUAAGUACAACUUGCAAAUCAUCACUAUUUGAAAGUGACUCCUGUUAUACUUUCGGUAGUGGUAAUGUGUUCCCCGGCGGCGCCAAAAAAAUUGAUCAUAAGUUACAAUUUACUAAGGCUAUGAUAUCCAAACCGGCACCUGAAUGGGAAGCAACCGCGGUGGUAAAUGGAGAGUUUACACAAGUUUCCUUGUCCAGUUUUAAAGGGAAAUACCUAGUCUUCUUCUUCUAUCCCUUAGAUUUCACCUUUGUCUGCCCUACUGAGAUUUUAGCUUUCUCAGAGAGAAUUGAAGAGUUUAGAAAAAUAAACACGGAAGUAGUAGCUUGCUCAGUGGAUUCACACUUCACCCAUUUGGCAUGGAUUAACACUCCUCGCAAAGAAGGGGGGCUCGGCAAAAUUAAAAUUCCAUUAAUCAGUGACCUGACACAUUCCAUUGCCAAAGAUUAUGGUGUUUACCUAGAAGAUCUUGGCCACACACUAAGAGGCCUUUUUAUAAUCGAUGACAAAGGCAUUCUAAGACAAAUCACUAUGAACGAUUUGCCUGUGGGGCGUUCAGUUGACGAGACAUUGAGACUAGUGCAAGCAUUCCAAUACACAGACAAGCAUGGGGAAGUGUGUCCUGCUGGUUGGAAACCAGGACAAGAUACUAUUAUACCAAACCCCGAUGAAAAGAAGAAAUACUUUGAAAAAGUAGCGAAAAACUAAUGUUGUAAUAUUACAGUGCUUAAAAUUACGAUUAAUUUGAACUUCAAUACAGUAACUUUUUAUACGUCAAGCUUUUAAAGACGUACCUAUCUAAAUACUCCUAACGAUUGCGUCAAUUAAUUUUGUAUAAGAACACCAUGUCCAAUAGAAUAUAUUGUACAAGUACAAAUUAAAGUUUUAUAUAAUUUUGACAACUAAAUUUGCAUUACUUCUCCACGGCGUUUUUUAACUACAUUGUGAAGAUAAAUGAUACUCGUGAAUAAGCCAUAAAGAAUUGGUAGCCAUUCCACUUACAAAUUGGUAGAUAAUAUAAAUUUUAACUUAGAAAUGGUAACUUUUUAUGUUCUCUUUCUUUUAACAUAUCCUGCAGGGUAGGCAGAGACACAAGUAUGUCAACCAUACUCCACGAAUUACUGCGAAGGUUUUACGCCCUCGAAAUUUGUCUACAUAAUUGAAGUUUACAAUUACAAUACUAAUUUACAUGUAGUGCGCACGUAAGAUACUUAAAACACACAGAUAUUGAUAGAUCAUAGCCCACAUUCCAUGAAUCAGAGAAGUGCCUAAAGAAAGAUUGUUCCCAUUUCAGACCCAAUUAUUUUAUUCCACAGCAUAUGUACAUCACCAUUUAACGUAGGUACUAAGACUGAUUUAAAAUAAAUUUAUAUAAGAAUUACAAAAAAGAGGAAGAAAUUAACCUGGUCAAUUCAUUUUUGUACGUGGUAUUUAAAUAAAAAUUAUUUUAACUU
This is a messenger RNA of Manduca sexta (tobacco hornworm), 1607 nucleotides long. RefSeq names its product peroxiredoxin (gene Prx4). Gene Ontology annotation, molecular function: thioredoxin peroxidase activity. Gene Ontology annotation, cellular component: endoplasmic reticulum; cytosol. The transcript is spliced from 4 exons. Bases 118 to 861 code for a protein of 247 amino acids. Lineage: Eukaryota; Metazoa; Arthropoda; Insecta; Lepidoptera; Sphingidae. The record is from RefSeq and is a predicted model, not a curated record. Gene Ontology annotation, biological process: cell redox homeostasis; hydrogen peroxide catabolic process; response to oxidative stress.